Erinaceus europaeus (western European hedgehog) is the source of this 2596-nucleotide messenger RNA. RefSeq names its product amidohydrolase domain containing 1 (gene AMDHD1). Gene Ontology annotation, molecular function: imidazolonepropionase activity. The transcript is spliced from 9 exons. Gene Ontology annotation, cellular component: cytoplasm. Bases 154 to 1593 code for a protein of 479 amino acids. The record is from RefSeq and is a predicted model, not a curated record. Lineage: Eukaryota; Metazoa; Chordata; Mammalia; Eulipotyphla; Erinaceidae.
GCAGUAGAUUUGCCGUGCCGGCACAGAGCCCCAGCGAUAACCCUGGUGGUAAAAUAAAAUAAAAUAAAAUAAAAUAAAAUAAAAUAAAAUAAAAUAAAAUAAAAUAAAAAAGAUAAAAUAAUAAAAUAAAGACGGCGAGGAUUCUCCGUGACCAUGGCGCAUUUACAGCUUCUCACUAGCGGCCGCUCAUCCGGCGCUGGCGGGGGGAGGCUGCAGCGGCAGCGCCCGCCCGGUUCCGCCCUCCAGGCCCGGGGCGGGGACAGCAGCGAGCCCGGCGCCCGCCGCCCGGAGACCCGCGGCCAGAGCGACAUGGCGCGGCGCGGCCACCGCCUGCUGCUGGAGAACGCGCGCCAGGUGGUGCUGGUGUGCGCCCGCGGCGAGCGCUUCCUGGUGCGCGAGCAGCUCCGCGGCCUGGCGGUGCUGGAGGGGGCCAGCCUGGUGGUGGGCGCGGAUGGACUUAUAAAAGCCAUUGGUCCUGCCAGUGCAAUCCAAAGACAGUUUUCUGGAGACACUUUCGAAGAAAGAAUUGACUGCUCUGGGAAAUGCGUCUUGCCAGGUUUGGUGGAUGCGCACACACAUCCAGUGUGGGCUGGCGAAAGAGUUCACGAGUUUGCAAUGAAGUUGGCAGGAGCCACCUACAUGCAGAUUCACCAGGCUGGAGGAGGGAUCAACUUCACGGUGGAGUGCACGCGCCAGGCCUCCGAGGAGGAGCUGUUCCUCUCGCUCCGGCAGCGGCUGAGCUGCAUGCUGAGCGCCGGCACCACGCUGGUGGAGUGCAAGAGCGGGUACGGCCUGGACCUGCAGACCGAGCUCAAGAUGCUGCGGGUGAUCGAGCGCGCGCGGCGGGAGCUGGACAUCGGCAUCUCGGCCACGUACUGCGGGGCGCACGCAGUGCCAAAAGGGAAAACCGCUGCUGAAGCUGCUGAUGACAUCGUCAACAACCACCUCCCAGAGCUGCAGGAGCUGGGCAGGAGAGGAGAGCUGUACGUGGACAACGUAGACGUCUUCUGUGAGAAGGGCGUCUUCGAUCUGGAUGCCACCAGAAGGAUUCUUCAGGUUGGCAAAGAUACCGGACUGCAGAUUAAUUUCCAUGGGGAUGAACUCCACCCCAUGAAAGCUGCUGAGCUCGGGGCUGAACUGGGAGCACGUGCCAUCAGCCACCUGGAAGAAGUGAGUGAUGAAGGGAUUGCUGCCAUGGCAACGGCCAAGUGCUCUGCUGUCCUUCUGCCCACCACGGCCUACAUGCUGAGGCUGAAGCAACCUCGAGCCAGGAAGAUGUUAGAUGAAGGUGUAAUCGUUUCUCUGGGCAGUGAUUUUAACCCUAAUGCCUAUUGCUUUUCAAUGCCAAUGGUGAUGCAUUUGGCCUGUGUAAACAUGAGGAUGUCCAUGCCUGAGGCACUGGCUGCUGCCACCAUCAAUGCAGCAUAUGCACUGGGGAAAUCGCACACACACGGGUCUUUGGAAGUCGGCAAACAGGGAGAUCUCAUUAUCAUCAGUUCACCCAGGUGGGAGCAUUUGAUCUACCAGUUUGGAGCGCAUCAUCAAUUAAUUGAACAUGUUAUAACUAAAGGAAAAGUUGUCUAUAAAAAGUGACAGUUCUGGCAUUUGUAAACUGCAGUAAGUCAAUAGGAGCUGUCUUAAGAGUUACAGUCUCUUAGUGUACCAGAAUGAGGCCUCUAAGCCUAAAUAAGUGUUAAUCCCCUUGAAAAUCCCAAGACUGACUAGUCUAAACAUGUUGCACCUGCAGAUGUCAACAGAGAAGCUCAGUUGUGGUGACAGUACUCCAAGAGUGACUCCUUUUCUACAGAUUUGUUACAGAAACUGAAGAUUAGUGCAAUGUAGUGUCGCCAAAGUGCCUUUGUGGGGAAGAGCAGAUUGGCAAUUGAAUAGACCUGGCUUGAAAUUCUCACUUUAUAUCUGCUUUUCAAAUUUCAGUCUUUAAAUAACAUUGUGGGGGGGGGGGGAAGGACUGUGUGUGGGUGGACAAUCCAUGUGCUACAACCCAAAUUAAAUCAAAAUAUAGUCUUCUGGGAGUCAGGUGGUAAUGCAAUGGGUUAAGCAUAUGUGGCGCAAAGCACAAGGACCGGCAGAAAGAUCCCGGUUCGAGCCCCCGGCUCCCCACCUACAGGGGAGUCGCUUCACAAGCGGUGAAGCAGGUCUGCAGGUGUCUGUCUUUCUCUCCCCCUCUCUGUCUUCCCCUCCUCUCUCCAUUUCUCUCUGUCCUGUCCAACAAUGACUACAUCAAUAGUAACAACAAUAAUAACUACAACAAUAAAAAAAUAAGGCAACAAAAAGGGAAAAAAUAUAUAUAUAGGCUUCUGUUAUAAGCAAAUAACUUUUCAUUUCCCCAUGUGGUUUGUCUUUCUCAAUGUCAUUGGAAGGCACCAAUGUCAAAUCUCUCUUUAGUCCUAAGCACCGAGCUCAUAGCAGAAUUCCAAGAUUCAUUAUUUCAGUCAUGGGUACAAAGGCCUUUUUGCAAUGAAUUUUCCACCAAAUCCAGUAAUGUAUUCUUGAGAAAUUGCUUUUGUGUUUUGAUCCUCCACUUUACAAGUGUAUGAAAAAUAUAGAGAUUUCAAUAAAUAUUUGCUCUCAUUAU